Molecule: messenger RNA, 944 nt
Organism: Staurois parvus
Lineage: Eukaryota; Metazoa; Chordata; Amphibia; Anura; Ranidae
Source: the annotation of a GenBank genome assembly
AUGGGAGCCAUCAAAAUCCCGGACUACAACUGGUUUCGAAGCACGGUCCCGCUGAAGAGGAUAAUUGUGGAUGACGAUGACAGUAAAGUGUGGUCUCUAUAUGACGCCGGGCCUAGGAGUGUUCGCUGCCCCAAUUAUAUUCCUGCCGCCAGUUAGUGGGACCGCAGACGUUUUUCUUCCACCAGAUUCUGGCGCUGACCGGCUGGGGCUAUAGAGUCAUUGCUCUUCAGUAUCCAGUGUACUGGGAUCACUUGGAGUUCUGUGAUGGAUUCAGAAAACUUUUGGAUGAUUUGCACUUAGACAAGGUUCACCUGUUUGGAGCGUCUCUUGGUGGUUUUCUGGCCCAGAAGUUUGCAGAAUACACACACAAGUCUCCUAGAGUUCAGUCCCUCAUCCUGUGUAAUUCCUUUAGUGACACAUCCAUCUUCAACCAGACCUGGACAGCAAAUGGCUUUUGGCUCAUGCCUUCAUUCAUGCUCAAGAAGAUCCUUUUAGGAAACUUUUCAUCUGGCCCAGUGGAUCCAGUUAUGGCUGAUGCCAUUGAUUUCAUGGUGGAUCGGUUGGAAAGCUUGAAUCAAAGUGAGCUGGCAUCUCGUCUCACCCUGAACUGUCAGAACUCUUAUGUGGAGCCACACAAAAUCCGGGACAUUGCUGUCACCAUAAUGGAUGUAUUUGAUCAAAGCGCUCUUUCAACGGACGCCAAGGAAGAGAUGUACAAGUUGUAUCCUAACGCAAGGAGAGCUCACCUGAAAACUGGAGGCAACUUCCCCUACUUAUGCAGAAGUGCCGAGGUCAAUCUCUACGUACAGAUUCACCUACGGCAGUUCCAUGGCACCAGAUAUGCAGCGAUAGAUCCAACUAUGGUGAGCGCUGAGGAACUGGAUGUACAGAAAGGCAACAUUCAGCCUAGUGAAGAGACACAGGAGACGGAAGCUUCACCCUAA